Bombus pascuorum is the source of this 3836-nucleotide messenger RNA. Its product is annotated as UDP-glucosyltransferase 2-like. The record is from RefSeq and is a predicted model, not a curated record. Lineage: Eukaryota; Metazoa; Arthropoda; Insecta; Hymenoptera; Apidae. Gene Ontology annotation, molecular function: UDP-glycosyltransferase activity. The transcript has 6 exons. Bases 179 to 1747 code for a protein of 522 amino acids.
CAAAUCAACAUCGACGAAAGACACAAGCAUUCGGAACCUUUCGUCUCUUGGUUACGUUGUAAAUUCUAGUUCAAAUUCGAACAUAUAUAUGGUAUUCGAGUGAAAUAUUACUAUAGGAGUUACCUUUUAGUUGAAGUUGCGAACUUUUUAGUGAACUUUGGUAUCAAAAGAAAAGAAAAUGAAGCACCAGAAAGCAUUGUUCUGCGUGCUAGUGGCUCUGUUCAUACACGCGAACGAUGCCUCCAGAAUUUUGGGCAUCUUCCCAUACAAUGGCAAGAGCCAUUUCAGGAUGUUCGAUGUUCUGUUCAAGGAAUUAGCAAAAAGAGGGCAUCAAGUCGACGUAAUUAGCCAUUUUCCAUCGAAAACUCCAUUGGCUAAUUACACGGACAUCGUUGACUUAAAUGGAACCCUAAGAACCAUGGUGAACGGUUUAACCACGGAUUAUGGAAAAUAUAUAGAGCGAUCAAUAACUUAUUUCGUAGCUACAACUUUUGGUAAUGAUCUGUGUGAUCUAAUGAGACAUGAAAGAAUGCAGAAAUUCAUCAAAAAUCCACCCAAUGAUCCUCCUUAUGAUCUGAUUAUCGUAGAGUAUUUUGGCUCGCCGUGCUACAUAGGAUUCGGCCAACUUCUGAAUGCGCCAGUGGCCAUCAUCAUAUCGUCCAUGCAAAUGUCAUUCAUCGACGAUAUGAUGGGAAAUCCUACGAGUUACGCCUUCCUCUCCGGUUUCAACAACAAUAAUGCCGUGGUAAACACGUUCUUCGAUCGCCUGUGGAAUUUCUUCAUCAACUACAAGAGUACAUGGAUAUUUCAGCACUACACGGCUGAACAAACCGACAUGGCGAAGCAAUACCUGGGUUUACCUAAUCUACCCGACAUCAGAGAAUUAGAGAAAACUGUAUCGUUGGCUAUAGUGAAUUCGCACUAUAGUUAUUACGGAAUUAGACCGGUCACACCGGCAGUCAUCGAAGUUGGUGGAUUACAUGUCGGAGCAGACAAGUCAAAAUUAAGCCCGAAACUCAAGGAAUGGCUAGACAUGGCAAGCCACGGGGUGGUAUAUUUCUCAUUGGGCUCGCUAAUGAACAUCGAAACGUUGCCAACGGAGACGAUAUUGCAAAUUUACGCGUCGUUCGCGAAAAUUUCACCGGUAAAGGUUUUGUUGAAGAGCGCCAACGCAACGAAGUUACCACCUGGUUUACCCAAUAACGUGCUGACGUUGCCGUGGAUUCCUCAGGUUGCGGUGUUGAAACAUCCAAAUAUGCGAGUAUUCGUAACUCACGGCGGCCUUAUGGGAACCCAGGAAGCUAUCUAUUAUGGAGUUCCUAUGAUAGGAAUGCCGGUAUUCGCUGACCAAAUUAAAAACAUCAACAUUUUGGUUGAGAAGAAUGUGGCAGUUCUAAUAGACAUCGAUGACAUUACCGAACAUACCAUGGACGUUGCGUUGAACGCAGUUUUGUACAAUCCCCGAUACAGAGAAUCUGCAAAGACAAUGUCGAAGAUGUUCAGAGAUCGUCCCAUGACCGCGUUAGACACAGCUGUAUACUGGAUCGAAUAUGUGCUGAGAAAUGGGCCAGAUAGCUUAAGAUCAGCCGCUGUGAAAUUACCUUGGUGGAAGUUGCAUCUACUCGAUGUUUUCGUCUUCUUAUUUGCAUGUUUCACAUUCGCAAUUUAUUUAUUAAUAGUUUUAUUAAAUGUUGUAUUAGCAAGUUUCCAUAAGAAGGUCGUUCGAACAGAGAAAAAGUUGAAAUGAGAAACGGGACAAAGAAUAUCGGCAAAAGCCUUAACAGGGUAGAAGAUUACGCGUUUUUUGCGAGGUGUACUUUCAAAGAAACGCGUCGUUAGAUAAUUUUCUUAACAAAUUCCCUUUGAGAGAUGCAACGAGCUUUUGCCUUUUCUAUGUAGUUGGCUAAUUUUUUACGUAGCAGAGGAAACGAUAAAACUGAGAAGCACUGAAUAGCGAAACGAUGAAAAGCUUUUCUUGAAAAGGACGCGCGUUCCACGCGGUCAAAUUUGUCGAUACGAAAUUUUGGCGAAACGACCGCGCAUUCGUGUAAAUCGUACUCUGGCGUUGCAUCUACAUACAAUGGGAUAUUCUGGAUUUAAAUCGAAAUCAAAUAAUUUAUAUUUCAUUUAUAAACGUCCUUUAGAAAUAUACUAGAAAUAUACUUGAACAUCGUUGAUAUAAAUUCCUAGACAAUUUUAUUCAACUUCAUUCUGUUACACUGUGCCAAUACCUCGCGUGGUAUCUGUUAGAUUGUCCGAACAGUUCCUUUCGUUUCAUAAGUGAAAUAAUUGAUGCACAGCAUUUUUUGUUUCAUGUUAUUUUAUUGAAUUAUGUUUGAUCCAUUUUAUUCUAUUACCACAAAGUGGAUCAUACAUAAAUUCGUAAAAUAAUAUAAAAUAAAAAACGUUGUGCACCAAUUAUUUCACUUAUGAAACGAAAGGAACUUUUCGGACAACCUAAUAUAUAAAUACCUUUGAUGCAAAUUUCAUCGCGAGUUGACGAUAAAUGUAAAUCGAUACACUGUAAAACCAAGAAUACAACAUUCCUGACAAUUAAAGAAAUGGGAAACGUGGGAAAGGAAUCUACGACAAUAAAGGACGCGUUACGCGCGCAAUUGAGAACAGCAACGAAGAGCCGAGCUAAAGGAACUUAACGAUGAAGCCACUUAUAACUCGAUUAAACGAGCCGUUGGAAGUUUGAUCAAGUAUAAUUAAACAUGGACAGGGCCACGUUUAAUCGUAUUAAAAUUACGUAAACAUUUGACAAGUUCUCAAGCAGUUUACCGAGUUCCCAUGCCAGACACUAAACCUUAUUCAUCCGGUAUCAUUGUACGCUUUAGCCUGCGUAAAAUGGGACUGCAACUUCCGACAUUCUCCUUACCGACCAGCUAAACCUGGGGGUGGUUUCUUUGAAUGUUACACGACAUUAAGAAAAGUGCUUUCAUCCGAAAACAAUUUCACUUUUGUAAAUAGUCGAAAAAGGAACAAAAAUACCAUGAAAUUUUGGUAGUUGUGUAGAGUUGCGACAUUUUUCAUCAUUCGGCUCAACGAACCAUUAAUAAUGAGCGUUCACAGAGCACGCGAUGUGGAAAAUUAACACAGCAAACUUGGUGAUAAAUAAUUCGGACGCAAGGUCGAAUGUUCCUUUGAGAAAUAUAUUCGAGACAGAAAGCAGGGAAAUGCCUAUUGAAAUGGCCAGUCUUUCUGUAAUUAACGAAUUUGUUUGCGAGAGACAGAGUUUUAUAGCACGAUUAAUGGGAAUACUUAUGAUGGAUUGCUUCUUCGUUAUGAAUAAUGGAACUGAGAUAAUGGAAUUAUUUUUUGAAAUGUCCGAUGAUCACGGAAUUUGAGAAUUUGGAGAUUCAGAGGAUGCGAGAGUCAAAAAUUUGCAGAUUUUAGCAUUGGAAAAUUUGCACAGGCAGACGUUUGCGAAUUUGAGACAUUAAGUGGUCAGAAAUUUGAAAAUUUUGAUAUUGGAAAAUUUGACAGAUCGAACGUUCGAAAAUUGAAGAGCUUGGAAAAUUAUAACAUUGGAAAAUUGAAAAGCUUGGAAUAUUUAAAAACCUUGCUUUCGCUAUAAUUAUGUUUAUCAAUGAUAAAUAUAGAAAGAAAGUAAACACAAGUAAACGUUUUCUAAAUAUACUCCUAUUAUCUAAAUUGUCGUCGUUUGUGUACAAUUUAUGCUCUAUAGAAUUUUCCUCUUUGUACUUUCUUCGUUUCCACCAGCAAAGUAUAUAAUCGAAAGCAAACCACGCAAACUAUAUAAUUAUAAGUAAAAAUGAACAGAAACGUGAGAAUGAACUCUACUCGUUGUUUUCUUCAAGAUAAUAUUUUAA